UUCAUGAGCUCUCUGGUCGUAGGCUUAGGGUUUUAGAUGUGGAGAGGACCAUCCUCUCUCUUUUGUAGGUAUGUAGCAUCUGAAGCUGCCAGAUUUUCGGUCCAUCAAUCCGAGGGAGCUAUCCAGGAGUUUGACAAGCUGCGUGACAGUGGGGUUGCAGCAAGCACCUACAUUCUCCUUGCUUCGCUCAAAGCGUGUUCCAGCUCCAGGGAUAUACAGGCCGGGAUGAGAAUCCAUGCAUACGUGACGGAGAGUGGGGACGACCGGGAUUUGACUGUAGCCAACACGCUUGUGUAUAUGUACGCCAAGUGCGGGAAAAUGUGGGAGGCUCGAAUGGUGUUUGACAGUAUGGCGCAGCGGUCCUUGGUUUCGUGGAACGCGGUCAUGUUUGGCUACGCCGAGGCUGGAGAUGCUGGACAGCCACUACAUUUACUUCGGCAGAUGCAGGCGGAUGGCUUCCGUCCAAACAGCCUGACUUACAUGGCGGUGCUCAAGGCGUGUGCAGCCUGUGGUGCAGAACAGGGUAAAGAGCCGCCUCAGCUCCUGCUACUUGAGACAGGAAAGGCUAUCCACAGUGAGUGCCGAGAGUGUGGGCACGAAGAAGACCCCAAGGUGGCGAGCACCCUGGUUGACAUGUACGCCAAGUGCAGGAGCAUGGUGGACGCCCGGCGGGUUUUCGACGGGAUGAAGCAUCGGUCGUUGGUGGCGUGGAACUCGCUGCUUUUUGGAUACGCGGACAGUGGACAGGGAGAACUGGCACUCCAGCUGUUCGCCCGGAUGCAAGAUGAAGGCCACACACCAGACGCAAGAAGCUACGUUGCUGCAGUCAAGGCCUGUGGCUGCUGUGCUGAGAAAGAAGAAUGGAGGCAAGUUGGUGGAAGUCUGGUGGUGAAGCUAGCGUGGCUGGACAAGGGCAUGGCUCUGCACUCCCAGGUUUCUCGUUGUGGCGACGAAGGCAACACCAUAGUCGCCAACACCCUGCUGCACAUGUAUGUAAGCUGUGGGAGCCUUGAGGACGCUAGAAAGGUUUUUGACAAGAUGCCACGGCACUCGGUUCUGUCUUGGAAUGGUGUCAUUGCUGGGUGCUGGGACAGGGGUGAUCCUGAGCAAGCGCUCGAGAUGACGGCCUCGAUGCAAGACUACGGCCUCACGCCCAAUGCUGCGACUUACAUUGCCGCAUUGAAGGCUUGCGUGAGGAUUGCGGGCAGGGAUGGCCUUAGCAAGGGGCGAGCCGUGCACGCCCAGGCCAAGGCAGCGGGGCUUGAGGUGGACAGGCGGGUCUCAAGUACGCUUGUCAAUAUGUAUGCCAAGUGCGGGAGCAUGGAUGAUGCGUGCCGGGUGUUCGACGGUAUGAUGUUCCAUGAUGUUGUGUCGUGGAAUGGGUUGAUUCUGGGAUAUGUAGAUGUGGGAGAGGCUGCCAAGGCACUCGAGUGCUAUGCGCGGAUGCAGCAGCAGGGAUCAAGGCCGGAUGCCCUCACUUUUGUGUCCGUUCUCAAAGCCUGUGCCCACCUCUCUCACCUCGAGGCUGGCAAGCGAGUUCACGAGCAUCUGUGUAGUCGGGGAGUGGAACAAGAGUUGACGGUGGCCAACUCUUUGGUUGAUUUCUAUGGCAAGGCCGGAAGCAUGCAUGAGAGCCGUGGCAUCUUCGAGUGCAUGGGAUUGCAGAGGGAUGUAGUGACGUGGAACGCUUUGAUGGCGGGAUAUGCACAGCAAGGGGACGCACAGGAGGUGGUCCGCUUGUUUGAUCGGAUGCAACAGCAGCCAGAUCUGCGGCCCAACAGCAUUACGUUCUUGUGUGUGAUCAAGGCCUGCAGUCAUGCCGGGCUGGUGGACACGGGCAAGCACUGCUUCGAUCUCAUGCAGCUGGGAGCCUGCCUUGUGCCUGGGAUCGAGCAUUACAGCGCCUUACUGGAUCUCUUGGCCCGUGCAAACCGACUAGACGAUGCGCUAGCUUUGCUCACAGGGAUGCCCUGCGCGCCGGAUCAGGCCAUGUGGAUGACGGUCUUGACUGCUGCUCGCAAGUGGAGUAACCUCGAGGUUGCAAGGGUAGCUUUUGAGUCGAUUGCGAGAAUGAGAGAGGAAGACUCCGCUGCAUACGUCGUUUUGGCCAACACGUAUGCGGCAGCUGGCGAUGUCCCGGAUUGAUUCAAGGAAAUGCAUUAUCGGCGUCUCAAGAGCGAAGUACGGCUUCCCGGACAGUAGAACGGCAGAAUUUGGUGUGAUUUCCAGGAGGAACACUGCCACCUCUUGGCCUUUGGUUGGUUCAGAGCCAUGCCAUGGGAGGUGAAGUUGCUGUCGAAUGGUUGUGAACGCCGUGGGAGGAAUGGUGUCGCCCCCCAACCCCCUGGGAGGAACGGCUAUGCCAGCUCUGCUAUGAGGAGGUGGAGAGUGACAACCUUCCUCGACUGUCGAGUACAGUCUGUGUCCGCCUUGCCGUGAGAAUUUUUCUUUGUUUCCGGCCAAGCGGCUGUGGUAUUUGGGUAGUUUCUUGUAUGUCUUGAAGGGUUUUUCCAUCCAUAAUACUGGGUUGUAAAUUGUGUUUUCCAGUA
Selaginella moellendorffii is the source of this 2549-nucleotide messenger RNA. RefSeq names its product pentatricopeptide repeat-containing protein At3g02330, mitochondrial-like. Bases 37 to 2145 code for a protein of 702 amino acids. Gene Ontology annotation, biological process: RNA modification. Gene Ontology annotation, molecular function: RNA binding; protein binding. The record is from RefSeq and is a predicted model, not a curated record. The transcript has 2 exons. Lineage: Eukaryota; Viridiplantae; Streptophyta; Lycopodiopsida; Selaginellales; Selaginellaceae.